This is a messenger RNA of Puccinia triticina, 1050 nucleotides long. RefSeq lists its product as uncharacterized. The record is from RefSeq and is a predicted model, not a curated record. NCBI's taxonomy places the organism in Eukaryota, Fungi, Basidiomycota, Pucciniomycetes, Pucciniales, Pucciniaceae. The transcript is spliced from 6 exons. Bases 1 to 1050 code for a protein of 349 amino acids.
AUGAAUGCCAAAGACAUUCAGCUCAAGCGCGAAAACCACUCGACAGUUCGCCCUGCAACGACCCAACGAGCCCCAACGAUAACGCCAGCUACAUACCAUAGCCUUACAGUCUCAAGCGAACCUCCCCCGAACAAUCCUUCCAACCAAGCCAUGUCCUCAAGCUCGCCUCAUAAGCUGUCGACCGUCGAAGGUUUCGUCUCUGGAGCUCUCGGAGCUUGCGUGGCCGUAACAUUUACGAAUCCCAUGGAAGUAGCCAAGACUCGAUUACAACUUGACGGGGAAUUGAGAUCGAAGGGCAGUCCAAAAGCGUAUACCAACACACUCGAUGUCUUGAGGAAAACGGCCAAGACGGAAGGGCUCCGGGCAUGUCAGAAAGGUCUGGGUGCUGCUUACACAUACCAGUUCGCUUUAAACGGAUCACGCUUAGGCUUUUAUGAACCACUGCGACGGUCGAUCGGAUCGCUUUCUGGCCAGGAUCCCUCAAAGGUUCAACUAUGGUCAUCCGUCUCAGCUGGUGCACUAUCGGGAGUGAUCGGCGCGAUCCUUGGAAAUCCGUUGUUUCUGGUCAAGGCUCGUCUACAGGCAUAUUCAUCAGUACGCGAUCAAUCGGCAGUGAAGCUCACGGCGAGCUUCAAGGCUCCCACAGUCAACCAUUCGAUCAAGCCGAGCCUUUCGCCUCACCCUACUCAGCAUGCAUACAAAUCGGCGAUAGACGGACUCCACCAAAUAUUCAAAGCUGAGGGCUUUAAGGGCCUCAUGCGAGGCGUUGAUGCCGCGAUGAUGAGGACCGCCAUGGGCAGCUCCGUCCAACUCCCCGCUUACAACUACGCUAAGACUAAUCUAGCUCCUUACUUCUCACCCGACUCGUUCUGGCUUUAUAUCGCUUCCAGCUCGUUCAGUGGGCUUUGUGUCUUAACCGCUAUGCAACCAGCAGACACUGCAUUAACAAGGAUGUACAACCAGUCAAACCAACCUGGGAAAAGAUUAUACAAGAAUCCAGUGGACUGUCUAUGGAAGACUGUUCAAAUCGAAGGCUUUACUGGCCUGUAA